AUGGGUGCCGGCAAAACUUCGCGAAGGGGUCUCAAGAUAUGCUGCUGCGUUACAGCAAUUUUCAUAGUUAUCAUUGCUAUUGUUCUCAUUACCUUGGCAUUUACGGUUUUCAAACCAAAGAACCCAGAAAUCACAGUUUACCCUCAAGGCCUCGAGAACAUUGCUUUCGAUUUACAAGGCUUAGCGAUGCUCUCGAACACAACGGCGAAUGUCACGGUAGGGAUGAUCAUCGCGAUUAACAAUCGUAAUUACGGGAGCUUCAAGUUCAAGAACACGACAGCGCUCGUGAACUAUCGAGGGGGCGUCGUCGCCGAAAUUCCAAUCAUACAAUCGCACGUUCCGGCGCACGGCAAGCUUAACAUCACGACCAAUGCCGAUUUCAUGGUGGACAAAUUGAUUUCAAACCCUUCGUUUUGGGUUGAUGUAAUGGCUGGUUCAGUGAACUUUACAUCAGAAGCGACAGUGCGUGGUAAAGUGACCAUGCUCAAGAUUUUGAAGAUGCAUGCGUCGGUUCCUAGCAGUUGUUACAUCUCCAUUUUUGUCCAAUCUCAAAGGAUCGAGUCCAUAUGCAUGACCAAACUCAAGCUGUAA
Theobroma cacao (cacao) is the source of this 591-nucleotide messenger RNA. Its product is annotated as late embryogenesis abundant protein At1g64065-like. NCBI's taxonomy places the organism in Eukaryota, Viridiplantae, Streptophyta, Magnoliopsida, Malvales, Malvaceae. The record is from RefSeq and is a predicted model, not a curated record.